AUGAACGCCUUUGAACGGCUCAUUGACCGAAGCCUCUUCACAGGCCUGGGCUUUCCUGACAGCCCACCAGCAGACGGUCAGGAGGCCUCAAGCUCAUGGACUCUACUCCAGGCUUUGCUGCGGCAGAAUGAACAAGCUAGAAGCUACACUCAGCGACUACUUCUGAAGAAGGCCCGUGAAGAACCUGGGCUGAGGCCAUCCUCAAUGGAGCGGUGGCAGGCUCUAACGGACCUGUGGCCUGCAGCUGAAAGGGAAGCUGUGUCUUCCAUCUUCAGUGAGGUGCACACCUCUGAAGGAAGAAGCGCUGCCAAUCCCGCCCUGACAGAAACUCAGCCAG
This is a messenger RNA of Durusdinium trenchii, 337 nucleotides long. Lineage: Eukaryota; Dinophyceae; Suessiales; Symbiodiniaceae. The record is from the annotation of a GenBank genome assembly.